Musa acuminata subsp. malaccensis (wild Malaysian banana) is the source of this 5342-nucleotide messenger RNA. RefSeq names its product mediator of RNA polymerase II transcription subunit 33A. NCBI's taxonomy places the organism in Eukaryota, Viridiplantae, Streptophyta, Magnoliopsida, Zingiberales, Musaceae. The record is from RefSeq and is a predicted model, not a curated record. Gene Ontology annotation, biological process: regulation of phenylpropanoid metabolic process. Gene Ontology annotation, cellular component: mediator complex.
UUCUGUCAGGCGUUGCGUUGGAUACAUACCGUUAAGAAUCGGUUAACGAUUAAAUCAAAGCUUACAAAUUGACCGACGCCACCGAAGUCAGUUUGAUUGGAAGACCAAACAACCUCAGUUUUCCAUUGCAGUUUACAUUGACCAUCCCAAAAGUACCCAACAGGGGCAGCUCUCUCACUUACUGGCGGGACCACCACACCCGUACCGAAAACAACCCCCGUUGGGUAGCUGGCCAUCGGUCGGUUCGGAUAUCUUCCUUCUCGUUCACGCGAUCAAGUUUCAUCAAGACGACCGAUCCGACGGUCAUCGUCGCUGGGGAGAGAUGGGACCCGCUAUCGUAGUCAUUUAAAUAAGCCUCGGGCGUUUCCAUGUCAUUUCCCUCUCGCAGGCGUUCCGCCUCUACCGUUAUCUCUUCCACAGCGCCGACUCACAGAAGGAGAAGGAGAGAGAGAGAGAGAGACGGAGAGAGAGGGACAUCGAUGGAGGUGGGUGAGAGUGGGGACACGGCUGCUGAACUGGAGCGGCGCGUCAUGGCGACGGUGAAGGCGUCGGAGGAGCGGGGCGACCCGCCGCUGCUGCGGGCGGUAGAGGCGGCGCGGUGCGUCCAGGAGGCCGGCCUAGGGCUCCCCAACCCCGAGCUAGCGCACGUCCUAGUCUCCAACCUUUGCUUCGCCAACAACACCCCGUCCAUGUGGAAGCUCCUCGACCAGGCGAUGUCGUGUCGGGUCGUCUCCCCCAUCCAUACCCUAGCUCUCCUCAAGCCCAGGGUGAUCCCUCGUCGAUGGGCGCAGCCGGAGGCCUACCGGCUUUACCUUGAUCUCGUGAGCCGGUAUGCUGUUUCCUCACUCUCCAUCGAGGCUGGUGGAUCCUGUAGAGAUAAGAUUGCAAAAUCUAUUGAUGCUGCUUUACAACUUUCAUAUACAUAUGGAGUUCAACAAAUGGAUUUUGGGCAUGCAAUUGUUUUGUUCAUUUUGAAUAUCAUCACCAGCUUGAUGGAUUGUACAAUUGAAGAUUGUGGUCCCCAAUUGGUGUCUGCAGACAAACAUGGCUGUGCAUAUGCUAGUGGAGGAGAACAAACAAUGCAGGUCGAUGUUAAGGAGAAUUCAAAUGAGAGGAGAAAUGAGCAUCAUGACAAGUUACGUAAGACUAAUGCUUUAAUGGCUAUUGAGGUGGCUGAAAAAGUUUCUUCAAAUAAAAAGGCCAAAGCUUUUCUUCAUCUUAUUCGUAUCAACAUGCCUGAGCUGUUCAAUGGCCUACUUCAGAGACUCCAAACUAUUGAUGCCAAUAGAUCAAAAUCAGAGAGUUUAUUAUCAGUGAGUCAUAUUUUGGAUAAGUUGUUCACAAAUAUAAAUAGUGCAGUAAAUGGGGAAUUCCUUCUGAAUAAGCAUCAACUUCUUGGAGCUCUAGCUGAUGCUGGGUCAUAUAGCUUGAAUCCAUGCAACAGUCAUGGUGCUGGAAGAGGUGCUUGUUGGAUACCUGUUGAUAUUUUUAUGGAGAAUGCAAUGGAUGGGAAGCAUCUAUAUGCUAUAUCUGCUGUUGAGAUUCUUACAGAAUUGACCAAGACACUGCAAGUAAUUAACCAGGCAAGCUGGCAGGAGACAUUUCAAACUCUUUGGCUUUCAGCGCUCCGACUUGUGCAACGAGAUCGUGAGCCUAUAGAAGGACCAAUACCUCACCUUGAUGCACGAUUAUGCAUGCUGCUUUCUAUCGUCCCCUUGGCAGUCGCUGCUGUUGUGAAGGAAGAGAAUGAAACACCUUAUCCUUUUAGCAAUGGAUUUUUGAGAAGUAAUUCAUUUGGAAAUGAAGGAAAUAAAUUUGCAGUUAGAAGGCAUGCAUUGAUAUCAUCCCUUAAGAUACUGGGACAAUUUUCAGCACUUCUCUCACCUCCUCCAUCGGUUGUCAAUGUUGCUAAUAGUGCAGCUACAAAAGCAGCAGUCUUUGUUUAUAAUUUCAAGGCUGGGAAUAGCAACCUUAAUGAUUGUUCUAUAAAAGCAGUUGGAAACAUGCUGCAUCUAAUUGUUGAAGCCUGUAUUGCAAGAAAUUUGAUUGAUACAUCUGCUUACUUUUGGCCUGGAUAUGUUGUUCCAUCUGUGUCAUCAAAAGAUCCAACUUCAUUUCAAGAUUCUUCUUGGUCAACCUUCCUUGAGGGAGCUCCACUGACUGAUUCUUUGAAAAACUCUCUUAUGGUGACUCCUGCAUCAAGUUUAGUGGAAGUGGAGAAAAUGUACCAUAUUGCAGUCAAUGGAUCAGAAGAAGAAAAAUUAGCAGCUGCAAAAAUUUUAUGUGCCGCAUCCCUAGUAUGUGGUUGGAAUGUCCAGGAACAUGUUGUGUUUUUUGUGGUCAAAUUGCUAUCUCUUCCUAUGCCUCCUGAUUCUUCAGCAUCUGCAGCUGAGAAUUAUUUGAUUGGUCACAUGCCUGUGCUCAGUGCCAUUUUGUUUGGAGUUUCUGGUGUGGACAUCGUUCAUAUUCUUUCUUUACAUGGCAUGAUUCCAGAAGUUGCAGCAGCUUUAAUGCCGCUUUGUGAGGUCUUUGGGUCACUGUCACCUCUUUCCAGUCAUAAGUCGAGAACUUCUGAGGAAACUUCUGUUUACUCGGUCUUCUCAUGUGCAUUCCUCUUUCUUCUUCGACUGUGGAAAUUUUACAAACCCCCUCAGGAGCUCUGCCAAGCAGGUCGAGGCUCCAUAAAGAUGGAAUUAACCUUAGACUAUCUCUUGUUGAUGCGCAACAGUCGUAUUGCUUUGCAGAACUCAUCUGCUAUGAAUAGAACAGGGAAUAAUAUGGGUUCGUUUAAUGCAUCACCACGUCGGCCAGUUUAUAUUGACUCAUUUCCAAAACUUCGAGCUUGGUACUUCCAGAAUCAGGCUUGCAUAGCCUCAAUUCUUUCUGGUCUGUGCAACAAAGACCCAGUGCAUCAGACUGCUAAUAAGAUUUUGAACAUGAUUUAUCGGAAAAUGUCUAAAAAUGGACCUGUUUCUGGUAAUCCCUCAUCAAACUCCAGUAGCAGCAUAAGUGGAUCACCUGUAAAUAUGACAGAAGAUUCUUUACAAAGGCCAAUGCUUCCUGGAUGGGAGAUUCUAGGAGCUAUUCCAUUUGUUCUUGAAGCUGUUUUGACUGCAUGUGCUCAUGGAAGGCUUUCCUCCAGAGACUUGACUACAGGUUUGAGAGAUCUUGUGGAUUUUCUACCAGCUUCUAUUGCUACUAUCAUUAGCUACUUUUCAGCGGAGAUUACUCGUGGUAUUUGGAAACCAGUUCCAAUGAAUGGGACUGAUUGGCCUAGCCCUGCUCCGACUCUUCUAUCUAUCGAAUCUGAAGUAAAGGAAAUACUUGCCUCUGCUGGGGUUCAUAUUAACAGCUGUUAUCCUCGAGGGUUGCCACCAAUGCUCCCACUACCAAUGGCUGCUCUCGUAAGCUUGACGAUAACAUUUAAGCUCGAGAAGAGUUCAGAGUACAUCCAUGGAGUUGUUGGUCAGGCUCUUGAGAACUGUGCAACAGGCUGCACCUGGCCAAGCAUGCCAAUCAUAGGAGCCUUGUGGACUCAGAAGGUGCGAAGGUGGCAUGAUUUCAUUGUCCUAUCCUGCUCACGUUCUCCCUUCUCGAGGGAGAAGGAUGCUGUUGUGCAGCUGAUUAGGAGCUGCUUCUCCUCAUUUUUAGGUCCCUCAGUUGCUGGAGGAUCUCACAUGACAGCCGAUCGAGGAGUUAAUGGACUUCUGGGUCGAUAUAUGUCUGACCAGGGUGUUCGGCUCCCAGUGGCACCAGGUUUCCUCUACCUCCGAACAUGUCGAAACUUUCCUGACAUUCAUUUUGUCAACAAGGUGAUUUUCAAGCUGGUCAUUGAGUGGGCACACAAAUUAGGAACCAAAUGGAGCUCCAAUGGACCUACCCGCCUGAAAUCAAGCCGCAUAUCUCUUGUCUCUGCUAUAUCGGGAGUACAACAUGUGGCAACACUGGGGGCAAGCCUACUGUUUGUUGCGGGCGGGGUGCAGUUUGUGCAGAUAAUGUAUGAGGAGACCUUGCCGACGCUGCUGUUAUCAGCCGGAGCAGAGAAGCUAGGUGGAACUGAGACAGUAUCCAAUAUCCUGCAAGGCUACGUUAUGGCCUACAUGCUGAUCAUAUGUGGGGCUUUUGUUUGGGGAGUUGGAAAUACAUCCCCAGCGUACACAUCAGUGUUCUCGUCGAUGCGAGCCCGGGUGAUUGGGAUCCACAUGGACUUCGUAGCUGGUGCCAUGGAGGGCAAUAUAAUUCUUGGGUGUGAUCCAGCAAUAUGGAAGGCGUACGUGUCAUGCUUUGUGGGCUUGCUGGUGAACUUUGCACCAGCAUGGGUGCUGGAGGCAAAGCAGGAGGCUUUGCAUAAAUUGGCCAGCGGUCUCAGGGGUUGGCAAGAGUUUGAUAUGGCUCUAUCGCUCCUUGAGCUAGGUGGUCCCUCGGCCGUGACAGCAGUGGUGGAAUCCGUGUUGUGAUCCGUUUCACUUGUGGAUAGUAGUUUGUCUGGUCCUGCUGCCCUCCACUCCAGACGAGCAGAUUUUGGCACAACACAGGUUGUUGAACCAGGAUUCCGUAUCGUACCACCUUGUUGUCUUUGAUGCACGAGAUACGAUCGAUGUCAUCAAUAUCAGUGCAAGAAAUUUCUUUACUGGCAAUAGAAGCAGGCAUCAGUUGCAACGACAUCUGUGUGCAUCUGGUGUGGAACUGGAUGGUGCUUUGCAGCUAGUGGCAGUGCGACAACAUCUGUCCGUGUGUUCCGUGUUUAACUCGACGCUACCUUGCCGCUACAAGCAGAGAACUGAGUGUGUGGUUCAACGCUUGGUAUUUAGCAGACACACAUCAUGUAAAUAAGCGAGUUGGAUUCUGGACCAAUCUUGAUCAGGAAGAUUGCCUGCCGGUCAAAAAUUGCUUGGUUAUCAUGUCAUGAGCAUCGAUGCCGUGGGAUGGAUCCAUAUGAGCAUUGCCCAAUGCGACAUUUGCUCCAGCACCGUAAAAAUUUCACCCCUCUUGUGUGUGUCAACAAGGCAAGGCAAUAGUUGGUUCUGGACACACUGCUACGAUAGAUGGUUGAUGCUACUGAUGGGAAGUAAUUGUUCAUCUGGACUUGUCAACUUCUUCAUCGCCAUCGUGGCCAGCUCGGGACGAAGGCGAUCGUGAAUCAUAAAGCCGGAGGUAGGGGAACAAACCUAAGCUAUAUAUAUGUAUGUGGUGCAAUCAGACCUAAGCAUCAUCAUGAUUGUAACAUCCGCAAAAAUGAUCAUCUCCUCGAUUGCGAUUGGAAACACAUUGGUAAUUUUUAAUGUACAUGUGAAGAAACAUAUUUGAAUGAAUGUGUAGUUUUUCUUAAUACAUUAAAUAUU